AUGGCUGAAGAAAUGAAUGAUGGGCUUGCUCUUCGAACUAAUUCAUUUGAAAACUCACAUUCUUUUGCCAAUUUUGCAUUAAAAAUAGUAAAAGAGUCUAUAUUUGGAGGAUUUUGUUGUCUUUCUAUAGCAAAAAAAAAGACUGUCUACAAUCUAUCCAUACAAAAAUUUGUGAAAAUCUUGAAAAGUAUAAUUAUUUUUUUACAAAUAUCUCGGCUAAAUUGAAAAAUUGAUGCAGACCCAGAAAAUCAAAAGCUAGAGCAUUGGAAAAUCCUUGGAUAUGCGAGCUUUGACCAAAUUUUUGUUGAUUUUGGAAAUUUAAGCCUUUGUUUUAUAGGAUUUUCUAUUAUAGUAUGGAUAUGUACACUGUUUAUUGUAAUUUUUUCACUUAUGAGCCACUAUAAGAAAAAUAUAAGCGAAUAUUUAACUUUUUUCCCAAAAUUGCUGGUUAUAUUUUUGGCAACAAUAGGAUAUAUUCCUUUCCUAUUGAUUUUUUUACUAACAAUAAAAUAUUCAGUUAAGGAUCAAAAUAUAGUCGAGGAGUUUUGAAAAUGUGAGAACUGCAAUUUAAAUUUAUAG
Messenger RNA from Blepharisma stoltei, 579 nucleotides. Lineage: Eukaryota; Ciliophora; Heterotrichea; Heterotrichida; Blepharismidae. The record is from the annotation of a GenBank genome assembly.